UGUCAUUUUAAACAGACAGUGACUUCGGUGUCUCAGCUGAAAACCAACAAACAGACAACGAAAGAGUGACAUCUGAAUUGUGCAACAGGUGGCCCUGGUGGCCCUUUGGGUGUUCCUACACAGCUACAAUGACAAGAAGAGCAUAAAUGUCUACCUGGUCAAUCUCCUGACCGUUGACCUCCUGCUCACCCUGGCCCUGCCCUUCAAGGUGGCCAAAGACAUGGGUGUGGCACCCUGGGGCCUCAUGGUCUUCAACUGCUAGGUGAGAGCUGUGGUAAUCUACAUCAGCAUGUAUGUGUCCAUCUUCUUCCUCACCUUCGUCAGCGUUGACUGCUACAUGCAGAUCAGGUAUUAUUAUGGUUUUGAAACUGUCUUUUGAACUUAUUUUAAUGUUGUACUAUUGUUAAUUAUUGUGUAAGGAGUAUUAGCAUUUUUUUGGUUAAAUGUUUUGCUAGAAUUAGAGGCACUUUAAACAAUGACUGAUUUAUUGAUUGACCAGCCAGAGCUCCAGACUGUUCCGUAUACAGGAGGUGGGCUUCGCCAAGCUGAUGUCAGUGAUGGUGUGGCUACUUGUGCUCCUCAUCAUGGUGCCCAACAUGGCCCUGCCCAUCCAGGACGUCCCAGAGAGGAAGUUCCUGAGCUGCUCCAAGCUGAAGCAGGAGGUGGGACUCCACUGGCAUGGCCUCGCCGUCUUCCUCUGUACCAUCCUGUUCCUCAAAGCGUCCACGGCUGUCCUCGUUUCCAACGGUCUGGUGCUAAAGAGGUUGCUGGCGAGCAGGAAUGACCCUGAACAGUGGCGCCAUGCUCGCCGUGCCACCAUCAAUGUUACGGCGGGGACGGCAGCGUACGUGGUGUGCUUCGUGCCAUACCACGUGGUACGGACGCCCUAUACGCUAGCCCAGACCGAGGUCAUCACUCCAGACUGCCAGACCAAAAGGCACCUCUUCCUGGCCAAGGAGUCCACAUUACUGCUGGUGGUGCUGCAUCUCUGCCUGGAUCCUGUGCUCUACUACUACUUCUCCAAGACAUUCAGAAAGAGGGUCAGGGAGGUGUUCAGGAGUAGGAGGAGCAGGCGGGAUUCGAACACCAACCCAAGCCCUGACCCUGCGAGUGAAGACUUGAAGCUACAGCCAAUAACUGCCAAGGAGUAGGGGAGAGAGGGGGGUGACAGAGAUAAAGAAACAGAGAAUGACCGCCGUAUGAAAAACGUUUUACAAACCACUUUACAAUAGAGUAGCCUGUAAGGACUCGACAAAAAUGAUUCUUCGCUGUGAGGUGUUUUAUGCAGUCCCAUGAUGUUGUGAUGUUAUGACUGCAUUGUUUACAUUUCAUUGUUGCAUGAUCACACUGAAUAAAAGUACCAGUACCAU
Messenger RNA from Oncorhynchus mykiss (rainbow trout), 1370 nucleotides. Its product is annotated as G protein-coupled receptor 171-like. Gene Ontology annotation, cellular component: membrane. Gene Ontology annotation, biological process: G protein-coupled receptor signaling pathway. Lineage: Eukaryota; Metazoa; Chordata; Actinopteri; Salmoniformes; Salmonidae. Gene Ontology annotation, molecular function: G protein-coupled purinergic nucleotide receptor activity. The record is from RefSeq and is a predicted model, not a curated record.